Molecule: messenger RNA, 684 nt
Organism: Chrysochloris asiatica (Cape golden mole)
Lineage: Eukaryota; Metazoa; Chordata; Mammalia; Afrosoricida; Chrysochloridae
Source: the annotation of a RefSeq genome assembly
AUGGCAUACCCAUUCCAAAUAGGUUUUCAAGACGCCUCAUCCCCAAUUAUAGAAGAACUACUACAUUUUCAUGACCAUACCUUAAUAAUCGUAUUCCUUAUUAGUUCCUUAGUCCUUUAUAUCAUCUCCCUUAUACUAACCACUAAACUUACUCAUACUAAUACCAUAGAUGCCCAAGAAGUAGAAACUAUUUGAACAAUCCUCCCAGCCAUUAUUCUUAUCUUAAUUGCACUACCAUCUCUACGUAUCCUAUACAUGAUAGACGAAAUUAAUAAUCCAUCAUUAACAGUAAAAACUAUAGGUCAUCAAUGAUACUGAAGUUAUGAAUAUACAGACUACAAUGAUUUAUCUUUCGACUCCUAUAUAAUCCCAACAAACGAUUUAAAUCCCGGCGAACUACGCCUAUUAGAAGUUGACAAUCGAGUUGUAUUACCUAUAGAAUUAUCUAUUCGUAUAUUAAUCUCUUCAGAAGAUGUACUUCAUUCAUGAGCAGUUCCUUCCCUUGGACUAAAAACCGAUGCAAUUCCAGGUCGACUAAAUCAAGCAACCCUUACAUCCACACGCCCAGGCCUAUAUUACGGACAAUGCUCAGAAAUCUGUGGCUCAAAUCACAGCUUCAUACCAAUUGUACUAGAAAUAGUCCCACUAAAACAUUUCGAAAACUGAUCUUCUACAAUAACUUAA